This is a messenger RNA of Colletes gigas, 2056 nucleotides long. Its product is annotated as juvenile hormone esterase-like. The transcript has 11 exons. Lineage: Eukaryota; Metazoa; Arthropoda; Insecta; Hymenoptera; Colletidae. The record is from RefSeq and is a predicted model, not a curated record. Bases 127 to 1797 code for a protein of 556 amino acids.
UCUCGCACGACGGCAUAGGCGAUAGCGUAAUAAAGUACGUCCAUUCGAUGACAGGAAAUAAUUUGUAAUUCGACAGAACAAUAACCAACCAGAUAAAAAAACCAUUUUGGGAUCCAAACCGCGAAGAUGAAGUGCACGUUCGUCUUCGCAAUUAGUCUUCUUGCGACUGCGGUACAAUGCCACACGUACACGUCAGUCGUGCAAACCGACAAAGGGCCAGUCAGAGGGAGACAGAUGAGAACUGUGUUAAACGAACACGACUAUUCAGCUUUCCUUGGGAUUCCCUAUGCGAAACCACCACUUGGCGAUCUCAGGUUCAGGGACCCUGUUGAAGCAGAACCUUGGAAGCACGUGAUAAAUGCAACAGUCGAGGCGCCAUUAUGUAUGCAGAAGUUCCUCAUUGGGCCCAUUGGAAAGGAAGAUUGUCUAUACCUAAACGUAUACACUCCUCUGACCAAGUUCACUGGUAAGACCAAGUUGAAACCUGUGAUGGUUUGGAUAUAUGGCGGUGGAUACAUAUCAGGAGGCAAUCGACAAACCAUGUAUGGUCCAGACUGGUUCAUAGAAGACGACAUAGUCAUGGUAGCCAUGAACUACCGUCUUGGACCUAUGGGUUUCCUCGCAUUGGGGCUUCCCGAUGCGUCCGGUAAUCAAGGUCUGAAGGAUCAGAAUUUAGCUCUGAAGUGGGUGCAAAAGAAUAUCGCCAAAUUCGGAGGCGAUCCAAACAAAGUGACGAUAAUGGGCGAAAGUGCUGGUGCCUCUUCAGUGAUAUUUCAUAUGCUAUCGCCUAUGUCGGCUGGCUUGUUCCAUCAAGGUGUUACUCAAAGCGGUUCUGCACUCUGCGCGUGGGCGUACAAAACUCCAAAAGAGUCUCUCAUGAUAGCUUAUGAGUUGGGCGCAGCUAUGGGAUUCCCACCCACCUCACCCGAGACACUUCUGGAGAGGCUAAAGAAAGCUAGAGCCUACGAUAUCACUCAGGCGUCUGACAAAGUGCAACUAAUCAACGAAGUCACUCCGAUGUUGGUACCGUUCGUAGUCACGACUGAACCUAAAUCUGACAAUGCUUUCCUGCCUAAUUGUCCAAUAUCGACUCUGGAAUCAGGAAAGUUCAACAAAGUUCCUAUGUUGAUGGGUUACAAUGCACAGGAGGCCAUUUUAUUCUCAAUACUGAUAGAAGAACUACGCCAAGAGCUGUACAUGCACAUGAGGGCCGUUAAUAAUGCCAUAGAUCCAACAGGUUCGUCUCGACAGUACGUAGACAUAUUGGAUGCGAUCAACAACGGCACCGAACAAGAAGUGAUAAAGAUGGCAACCUCGUUCUUGUACAUCGCGCCUAUCGACCUCACGCAAAAGUUACUGACCAAACACAGCGGUGACAGACCCAUUUACUACUACCGACUGUCGUUCAACACAGACAAAAAUUUCCACAGAUAUAUCGAGCCCCAACUUGAAGGUACCUCUCACGAAGACGACCUUCCGUUGCUGUUCUACAUCCCCCUGAUCAAUCCUACUGAUCCGGAUAUUGAGUAUAACGUGUACAGCAAGAGAGUCGUCUCUAUGUGGACGAACUUCAUCAAAUACACGGAUCCCACUCCAAGUAAUAAUACCGUGAGCAAUGCAAACUGGCUGCCAUCGGGCAAAAAGGGAAUGCAACUAGAUAUUGGAAACGAAGAUUUUGUAAUGUACGACCGUCUGACCAAUAAAAUGGACGAGGACUUUGAGGAUAUAAUUUCUAAGAAAUUGAAGUAUGACAGUGGCUGCGAAGGCGAUAAUGCGAAGAAGAUGAUUUCACCAUAAUUGAUAGACGUAAUUAGCGUAUAAUUACCAUAGCGUCCGUGGCUACUUAUCAUUAGGCAAAACACAACGUCAAGAUUGAUAUUUAUUAUUCUAAGAAAAUUUCGUAUUGAUUGCGAACAUAAUAUUAGUCACUCUACAGUCACACAUUCGUUGAAAUUCUUUCGAACCAGUACCUUUUGAUAUUAAUAUUUGGUAAUACUGUCAAGAUGUUAUAAUAUGUUUAUGUACGCUGAAAUGGAAAUAAAUAAUUGCAAAACUA